CCCGCAACCAGAGAAGAGCGUGUGUGUAUGUGUGUGCGUGUGCGUGAGUGUUUUUUGGGAAAGUGUGAUACGAGUUUGUUGUAAUAUGCGCGUAUCGUGAGACCCAAGUGCUGGCGUGGGAGCGUGUGCCUUACUUUUGUUUUUUUGCUGCCCCCUCGAGAUCGUUCCCUAAACCGGGGGUUAUGUUUGCACUUACCUUGGUCCGCCAUGGGGAGACUCUGCACAACAAAGACAACGUCAUUCAAGGCCAGCUGGAUGUACCGCUGUCGACCAUCGGCCUGGAGCAGGCCGAGCUGCUGGGCAAGCACCUGCAGCAGCAGAGGUUCACCCACGUCUACAGCAGUGACCUGUCACGUGCCAAACAGACGGCCCUGUCGAUCUUGGAAAAGAAUCAGGUGACCCCAGGGCCUAUUGUUGAAGACCAGCGGCUACGAGAGCGGAAAUUUGGCACAGUGGAAGGCCGGAGCUUUGGCUACCUGAAGGAGGCUUCCAACAAGGCCAAUCAAUCAGUGAGCUCCUACACGCCACCAGGCGCUGAGACGCUAGACCAGGUACGGAAGCGCGCAGUCUCCUUCUUCGAAGACCUCUGCCAGCUUCUCCGCGGGGCAUAUUUGACGGAAGACCAGGAAAACAUGAGCCCUAGUAAACGUAAACGCGAAGAGCAGACUCCAUCACUGCCACCAUCGCUGAGCAGCUCGCCGUCUGCUUUCCCACCCUCCCACAAUUCUGCAUCAUCAGCUACAACACCAUCUUUUGCCGAUGAACUCAUCCGCGCUGCACUCGGCCCGAGCACCGAUGAUGCGGGCAUCGCGGCGACAGAUCCAGCCCCCAACGUCUCUCUCUCCCCGCUCGUCGAGCAGUGGCCCACCAGCAACCCGCCGCGGAAGCUCUCGGCGUGCAGUUCGUCGGACGAAGGCGACGGUGUUGGGGGCGGGGGAGCGCUGCUGGCGAGCGUCCUCGUCGUGAGCCACGGGGCCCUCCUUCGUGAGAUGGUUCGGCACCUCGUCGAAGACCUCGGCUGCUGCGUGCCCGGCGGUCGUAACCAGGCACUGCGCAUCAGCCCCAACGCAGGUAUCUCCAAGUUCACCGUUUCAGGCCCACGCGAUCGGCCACGCAUCGUCUGCCACCUGAUUCAUGACAGGCAGCACCUAAUGGGCGGAAGCGCCUGUCCAAUCGUGAGCAGCACCGAAUCGAUACCGCGGCGGCGAGAAAUGCAGCCGGCUGGCCUAUCGGCGGAUGCUACAGCACUUUAGUAGGGGGGGGGUGGGUUGCCAGAGGCUGUGAACUGAACUGUUUCGUUUUUGUGCUGGAAGCAACCUUUGUUUCUUUUUUCCUUUUUUGUUGUUUCGUGAAGUGGCAGCAGCUGCAGCAUUGGCAUGAAGGUCAUCUGACACUUCAGCACUAAGCUGUGGCUUCCACGUGCCUCGCUGACAAAAGAGGCAGUGAGCUUGUCUGCUGACGGAACGGCACUCUAGGAGGCAGGCAACAAGGACGGGUCUGUCUUGUUUUUGUGCUGGAUGUGCAUUGCUUAUUUUGUUUUUACAUUCUUGUGCUUCCACGUGGAAGCAGUAUUUUGCACUUCAAAGAAACAGGACAUCUGCAGUGGGAACACAAAGCAAUGUUCACUUUGUAGCAUCUUCUGUCUGUAUAGCCGGCAGACGACAGACGCGGGGGGCACUCAAGUGCGGGGGGGGGGGGGGGGGGUACUGCUGCUGGUUGGUCUGCCUCGAUUUUUGUGCUAAGUGGGCGCAUUUGUUUUUGUUUUGGUCAUCUGUGUCAUGUGGAAUCAGUAUUUUGCACCUUGUAAGACUGGGACGUUUGACAGCUGUAGCAGCGAGCUUUUGUUGAGCAGGGGCCUUUUCUGGAAGCAUUGUUAACAACGUAGACUUCGGCCGCAGCUGGCAGCUUUCCAUAAGUCGGCAGCAGUUGACCAAACUCUCCAAGGACGUUGCACUGUAAGCCAGGUUGACCAAACGGUGAAGGCCAGUUCACUUGUGGUCCCAUGACACUGGUAUUCCAGGACUGGUCAUUAAUUGUUCUACCCCUGAUCUUUGACUAGUAUGGUAUACUCGUUUGCCAAGUUCCUUUGUUCUGUCUUCCCGGUAGCUCAGGUGCCUGUGGCUUUUUGUUUGUGUCCUCCCCUCCCUCCUAUACUCUCGUUCACUUUUUGUUUUUUGAACCAGUGACUGUAGACAUCUGAGAAGGAAAUAAGCACUAGCAAUGUUCCAAACAUUUGUUGGUGCAUCACCUGCGACAAAUUUCUCACUUUGGUGCUGUCAUCAUCAGAGACAUUAUUUUAGUGUGUAUGCAUGAGGACUGUUACGCACUUUUUCGUAAAAAACGUGACUUCCAGAAUGUGGCCACAAAACGGAAGGCUUUAUGCGCACUUGGAAUUCUUUGCAGUCACCCCAAUAACGUACCUGUGGUGUCUAUUUUUACUACUAACAGACAAGAAAUGUGUUGAAGGCAACUGAUGGCUGUUGCAAGCCGAAAAAUGCACUUCUGUGAGCAUACAGUCGACUCUCAUUAAUUCAAACUCAAAGGGACCCCGGGAUUUUGUUUGAAUUAUCAGAAGUUCUCAUAUACAGUAGAAGCCCGCUGAUACGUUUUUCACGGGACCGUAAAAAAAAAUGUAAGAGCCGGGGGAAACAGGAAAAGUUGAGAAAUGGGAGUUGUGUUGAACUGCACACAAUAUUUUAAUUCUUACGUGUGAAAAAAAAAACUUAGUUUCGCCCAACAGCCGAAGUAUCGAUUGCGAUAACAAAUUAGUAGACAGCUAUACAAAGUAACAAUAGUAGUUUUAUCGUCCGUAUAAACUUGUAAACAUUCGCUUAUUAACUAUAUUAACAAGCAUGGUGUCAGCGCCCACGGGCAAACAUGAACACAUCACACUCGAUGAGCGCGGACACGUGCUGUUAAACACUGGCGUGAGGAAUUUAAGCGCCGCGGCAGAAGCGAGCGAAGUGACCUUCGUGCUGUCGUUUAUCGCUUCCAUGCAAACUGAGGGCCGAGAACACACAGCACGCACGAAGCUACGAGCCACCGCCGCACCUACACUGCGUAGACUCUGCCCCCAAUGCAGAUCGCUUUCAAGAUAAGGCCCGCGCACCGCCAUGCAAUACGCAGUUGAUGCCAGAGCAAAACGCUGCCCACUAUCCCUCCCCCCUCUAUCCCUCCUAUCCUCCCACUAUCCCUCCCCCCUCGCCAGUGCCUAGAGCGCAACGGAAGAAGGCGCACUUCCUCCCUGCUUUUAUUUCUUUCACGCGCGAGAUUUAGACACGGUCGUCGGCUCCCCUCACACGCUUUCACUCGCACAUACAGCAUACGGCACGCAGCGACGAUGUUAUCGCCCUUGGACUUUAUACGGAACAUCUAUGAGCCAAAACCAAUUUUAGGGCCCCAACGCGUUAUAGACACCAUCUUUAGAUAGCAAAUACAGAUCUCAAGGGCCAUACUUUUGCUGGCGGAAACUGAAAAUAUGUCAUAAGUGUCGCCCCCGGCACUUUGUGCGGCCAAUGCCAUCGUCAAGCAACCAAUCCAAGCGACAUGAAAAGUCUAAAUGGCCGCUGGGACCGGUGCGGGGUGGCAGUUCUCAACGUAUGAUGCGGGAACGGUCCCACAGCUACGACGUAACAGCGGGGUUACCAAUGCAUUGGGUCCUAUGGGAGCUGUGCCGGGACCGGCCGAAAACGACGUAGCAGCCGGGAAAACGCAGAACCCGGUAACGGUAACAGCGGGGUUCUACUUAUAUGACUCUGGGAAAGGUGACAGCACACAUUAUGAUUAGGCAUUGAUGGUGUGCAAGUUAUAUGUGAAUUUCAUCUUUAGGUGUGGCUUCACGGCGCGCGCUUACCUAAAGCCACACCUAAAGGCAAAAUUCGCAUAUUGGAGGGGGGGGGGGGGGGCAACUUCGAGGCUAAAAAUUCUGGGUAAAAGCCUCACCUUAUAUUCGAAUAAAUACGGUACUUCACCAAAAGUAGCCUCCUGAAACUACAAAAAGAAACCCAUACGAGUCACCUCAGAGAGCAUUGUAGUUCAAUAAGUUAGUUUUCUAGACAUGGGUGAAUUUUUCUUGAACUACAAAGCUUUCUGUUCGAAGAAGCUGUAUGGAUUUGCGUGUGCAUUGUGUGUGUGUAAUCAGUGCUACUUCUGGGUGGGUGACAAUUUUUUUUUUCCUUUGAGCAAGAAAUCUAACCAAAACUUGUAACACAAGUAAUUUGUUGCAGCAGUGUUAAGGUACAGUUUGAAUGGGUACAGCUUGAAUUGUAGAUUCUUUGUGCAUAUUCAAAUUACAAGCCUCACCUUGUCAACCACACAGUAUAAUUGCUUAGAUAAAAAAAUUUUCUUACAUCUCUCCAUGUUUGGAACCUCCAACAGUACUUUAUACAAAUGGAAGCAAUUAGGUUGUUUCCAGCUUUGAUUGACAGCCAUAGAUUUAUAAUCUUUGUUCAAGAAAUGCUUCUUCUUGCAUUAAUGUCUUACGCCUGUGCCACACGGAAGAGGUUAAUGCAGUUGAGUGUCUUGGACCUCGGGUUUCUUAAUGCCGUUAUGUGUAAAGUUGGUGUUGCGUAACCCUUCGGUUUUAAUGACAACAAAUGCCAUGAUAAUAGCUGCAGUAACUUCUACAAGCCUGUUUAUCUGUUCAUAAUUGUAACAACCUUUUUAUGUAGAACAAUUUUAGUUUGCUUUAUAAACUUGUUUUUCGUGUAUCCAUGACUGCUAACGCUAGGAGCUGAAGUAUGCAUUCGGCAGCUGAAUGAGUUGUGAGAAUGCACUACACUUCAACUGGCAUUAAGCUUUCAUGCCAUUAAGUAUGCCUGUUUGGCUUUGCAUAAAUGACAAUAAACUUUAAACGCCGUUAAGCAUUUAGUGUUUUUCUGGUACUGUGUAAUGCAGUUAUCAACAGCGGCUGAGCAAGAGAAGCCUCAGGCUAGCUUCAACGUUUCGACGUAAGGACUUAGCCUCGUUUAGGGUAUUAGGCAGGUUUUUAAUAUGUCCUCUAGUAACACUAGUAUAGCUAAAACAAAAUUUCUCUUUCGAUUUCGCAUACUGAGGCACUGCGGAGAAUUGUGUUGAUUUCGCAGUUUUGACAAGUGCAUCCCCCAGGGAUGCAAGAGACAUUGAAAAAAGCUGAGUGAAGGCACCGUUGCGCUUCGUUCAGUCGGCUCUGUCACUGAGCGAGGGCAGCAUCCUACAUUACGAUGUCAUGCGCACACGCACCAACAUUCUGACUGAGCGGCUGUGUGCAAAUUAUCGGGAUACAUACUCCAGUCUGAGUGGAGCAAACUAAACGCUCGGCUAAAACUCUCUGUUGCAUUAUCUAAUGUUUUCCAACCAGUGUGCUAGAAACAAAUCUUUGCAGUUCAGGAAUUAUGAAAAAUUGAAUUGUGGAGACAAUAUGAAUUGUGCUAGUUAAGAGAAGUGGUAAUGAAAUGUCACUGUUUAUUUGCCAGCGACUUGCAAUUAGUAUAUGUAAAGAUCCUUAGCUGGGUGUUAUUUUACAACAGUCUAAAAUGAACUGCCAAGGGUCACAGGGUAAAUUGAGGAGCUGUACUUCAGCUUAUGGUGAUCUGUCUUGUAUUUCUGUGCUAUCUGUGCUUUUUAGUUUCUGCCUUCCCGUUCCUCCCCUUUAUUAUAAGGUUUAGUUGAGCAGCUUUGCUAUCAUAUCAGAAAAAUUGCAUUGGGUUAGCAGCAUCAGAAGAUGAACUGAGAAAGGUGAAGAUAAUGACUGCAACACUUCUUUUUAAGCUUGCUGGAGUAGGCUUAGGCUUGUAAGAUGAAGGUGUCUAAAAAAUUCAUCUGGGCUGAGGCUGUCAGUGCUGCUAUCUUUAGGUAAACUUUUAUAUUAGAGAAUUUUAGAGAACUUCGUUUUGCACAAGGAUGUGAAAUGAAAUACCAUAAUUCUCUUCACGUUCUUUGUCUCGACUCAUUUUUUAAGCCUCCCCGUGUAUGGAAUUUGCCGCUGUGGUAAUUAAAUUACAAGUCCCGUGGUGUUCCGAUGGUGUUUAUUGCAUUUGGCUGCAGCUUAUUUGUGUACUCGGUAAAUCCAAAGGGUUUUAUAUUUUACUGGCAGGGUAGUAUAACUGCGGCGUUGUCUGAAUAUUGAGAUAAAUCCCCACUUGCUCACCGCACUGCAUUUUGUACUGUGGUCAUAUUGUGAGCUUACAGUUGCCGAAUCAUCACCACAUCUAGCUUUUGGUCAGCAUGCACUUCUGCUUUAUUCAGCAGCAUGCCUCCUCCCAGCCAGAUCGCUUGCCAAUAUAAUUUAAGCCUUUAAUCCCUGAAUUAUUUCCAGGACAUACCGAAUUUCCCAAAAUUUUUAUGUAGUCUUAAUACUUUCGAUGUAAUUCUGACUUUGGUUUCUGGUUAGAAUUAAUUGGCACUGAGAGCAGCACAACAUAUGGCUGAACGAGUGUGGCUCGUUAUUGGUUCAACCUCCCAUGACAAGUAGAGCUCGGGAUUGUGGGUUAAAGGGUUAAACCAAUCAAUCGGUGAAAGUCACUGUCGAAAGAAAAACAGCGCGCACACGACAAUGGGGACAGAUGUAUAGGCGAUGCCACAGUGCUGAGGGGCUCAUGCGCGCAAUGUUUUCCGUUCAUCAAAGAUGCAUCAACAAGCCCAAGUCUCUAUUGAAUGAGUCGUGCUUCACUAUAAAGCCUGACAGCCUAUAUUUCUCACAUGCGUGCUUAGAUUUAGCAUGGCGUCUUUUACUCCUGUAAAUGGCACUGUUGCUUCUUUUCUGUAGCAUUCCAUGUUUUAAAAUUAAGCAUUGAUGCUGCGUUAUAGCAAGUUUCUCUUUCUUUCUCUACAUUCAUGAUUCACUGGAUUGAUAGGGGUUUAACUUGGACAAACGUGGGCCAUCAUAACUGCCACAGCAGUGGGUUAUGGGAUUUCAGCCGCCUGGGGUUCUUUGGGGUGCACCCAAGGCUUGGUACAAUCCAAUGUUCAUGGACUGUGGGAUCUAAGAAAACGUAUUUGGGAUCAUUGGUUACUGCGGCCUGUAAAACCAUGCAACAAUAUGUUGUUUGAAUAUUACUAGUAGAAGCUGGAAAUACAAAUACCAGUCUGCGGAAUAUUCAGCAUUGUGUUGGAUCGUGUGGUUUGUAGACUUGACUCCAACUGUAUGCGAGUGUUUUAGAGCACAGCUCUUGGGCGCCCGUUCCUGUGUUGAGCAUCGGCGUCCCUUGGCGUAACCAAGCGAACAAGCACAGCGAAGGAUGAAAGAGUGGACGCGAAGCGCAGUGGAGGAUGAAAGAUGGUGAUAGCGAAGAGCGCGAAGAGGAGAGUGCAGCAGAACCAUGAGGCGGAAAACAGAGGAGGAGGGUAUGGCGAAAGCGUGAGAAGAAAAGCGUAGUGCCGUGCAAGAUGUGCUCUGCGGUGACGACUGCUACGGCGCGUCCUCCAAUGCCAUAUUUUGAAACAAAGCGCGGGCAUGGGCUUCGGACCCACUGCGCUACUUCGCCUGCAUCACCACCACUAGAGCAUGCGUUCCACGAGAGGCACGCGUUCCUGUGUUCACGCUUUCUUUCUGAACAAUGAGCGACGUAACUGGUGGAAAUGCUUCGUCUGCCACUGCUGCUAAACGAGCUGCCCGAGCAGAGGUUCAGUGCCACUGCCCCGUCUUUCGGAAUCAAAUUCUUUGCCACAAUAUAUAGCCAAUUGAAAAUACCUAAACAGCUGCACUCAAAAUUUGCAUUAGGGAGUUUUGUAAUCGGCAAAAUUUUGCAUCCCCCCCCCCCUGCCAUUGCAAUUAACGCAGCCGCGAUGGCUCCGAAUCAAACCGGCAACCUUUCUCGUGCUUAGCUGCAGAACCCCAUGGCUGGUAAGCCACUACGGCAGGCUGGCCCUUCAUUCUUAGUUGAAGCAUUUGCCUACACACUCGGAAUUUUCUGUAAUAAUUUUUUUGCGCUUAUUCUGGGAACUUCGGUGUCUGCAGGUUUUCACGCAUUGUUGACUUUUCUGCCUAGUAAUUCGAUUUGCAUUGCGAGAAGAGCCAGCGAAAGAGUUGUCGUCGUCACCUCAUUACAGAAGACGUAGAGUUGUUCGCUGAGAAGGCAGAUGUGGGCAAAUUGAAGUGUUCUUAAUUUUGAGGACUAUGGUGUUCCUGAUUUGUGUUCACGAUUACAUCAAACACGGAAAGAGGUAACUUGCAGAACUGGUCACACACACCUCUGCGAGUGCUUCACCAAUAUGGGAAGCACUGUGGCUAUAUUUUAGAGCAGUUGUGUUCAGUUCACAUUGGUCAUCAUGCCAAUUAUGCCUAUCCUGCGAUUGUUCUUGGUUCAUGUUCGAUGUUCAAGCUCUUGGUUCCUGUUUAUGUGAUAGAGGCAGGCAGGAAAACGACAACGUGCAGAACUGUCUGCUCACACCUUUGUGAGCACAUUGAUAGUACGGGAAGUACCGGGAUCAUAUUUCACAACAGGAAGUUUUAGGUUUUGCAUAUGCAAAGCGCCACGUGCUCCUUUGGGGUUCCUUUGUAUACCUUUUUGCAUUCUAUUGUAAGCCUGACGGUUUGUAUACACAAAAUUUAAAACUUCUUAACGACUAUGUCCUAGCCAUACCGGCAAUCUUGCCACUUCUGGCAGUCCCGGCAAUCGUUCUUUGUUUAUCUUUAUGAUAAAUGCAGACACGGGGGAAAAAAUAACAUGCAGAAAUGGCUGCUCACACCUUUGCAAGUGCAUUGACAGUAUUCCGUGGAAGCACUGUGGCCAUAUUUCAUGACGGUUAUGUUCUAUUCAUGCCCGCCAUUGUGCUAAUGUUACCAAUACUGGCAAUAAUGACAGUGAGGCUGAGUGCAGGCUCUUGGUGAGAGGCAUCAAAGUGUGGAUCCUGAAAACAAUAGUCACAAAAUCUAAACCACAAUUUAGCAGGGUUUGGAUUUGAUUAUGCGCAGAAAACUAGGUGGGGUGAUGAGGUUAGGAAAUUUGCAGGCGCAAGUUGGAAUCAGCUAGCGCAAGACAGGUGAUUGGAAAUCGCAGGGACAGGCCUUCGUCAUACAGGAUGAUGAUGAUGAUGUGCAGUCAAUUACUGCAGCAGCUCUAGCCCAUGUGAGUUUUUUUCACAAAACCGGCAGCAUGUCAUGGCUGUAACGGCCAGAUAAGUUUCUUCCGUCUGCUUCCUUACUGUGAUUGUGCCAGAGCUGGCGUAGCACCAUACAGUUAGUACCUGAUUAAUUGACACAAAGCCGCAAUUUCUGUCACGCUUUCCACAGGCGACUUAAGAUUGUGGUUCAUAUUGCAUGGUGAUGUGUUUUUACAGUUCUGUUAGUGUGUAGCUUUUUUUUUUUUCUCAGUGUUGAAAUCUGUUGUUACUGCCGAUACUGCUUUGAAUUCUCUGUGACUGAUGUUUGUCGACUGUGUUUUGCAGUAUCUAGCUUGGUUACAUUGUGCUGGGAAAAUUACCGAUCUCCUUUUGCUGAACGGCUGUGCUGGGUAUGGAACACCGUGUGGUUUGUUAUCCUGGGAGACAUCAGAAUGAGAACUUGGUUGUUUUGAGCAAUUAAAUGCUUAUGAAAGCUGCGAACACCCAGCAUACCGCAACUGCCAUCUUUAGAGCCCAGCCAUGAAAAACUGCCACGGCUUAUAGAAGGAAUGUGUCGUAAGUGUGGAAACAGGCUGGAUAUCUGGGAAAGUUGUUCCACUUAUUAUGAAAGAUGGCAGAUCAGACAGCUAUAUGCAGAUAUGCACUUGCAUUUUCUUUGUGUGUAGUAGCUGUCUGUCAUUCUGCUUUCACUGUGAAAGGGAAAGAAAGUGGAAAAGCAUAGUGAUUUGGUGAUGUGGCAAUAUUCUAAUUGAAGAACUUGACAAAGUCAUGGCAACUCUGGCAUUCAGAUGUUCAUUAGAGCUUUUCUAAAAAAUGUGCUAACUUUGAUCCAGUGAGCACCUUUGUAAUGGUGCCAUUUUAUCUGUCAACAGACUUCCUUGAUAGUUUUCUUUCUUUCCCUGACAAACUCCAGAAGAUCAGUUUUGAAGACUAUCGCUGGGAAACAUCUUGUUUUACUGCCCUCUGGGUUGUACUUGGAAGAAGUUAAGAAUAUAUGUGUGCUUUGGUGUUUGGAUGGCGGAUUGUGUGUUGCUCCAUUGGCAGUUCUUUGCUUGUUUAGCAAGCAACUUUCAUGCUCUACUCUGUUCAUGCUACACAGCUUUUUUAUUCACUGUUUUUGCAAGUUCCUCAGCAAAAGGAGCAGUGUUGCACUCUGUAGCCCAGAGAGAGAAACCACUCUGUAUAUCUUUUCUGCGGUGUGCAUUUUGCCCUCCUAGGACAGGUGGCGCCGCUGUUCCUUUUUCCGAGGUUACAUUUUUUCAAUCCAGCAUCGUAACAGACAAUGUGCACUUCUGGUUUAUUGCACAUGAAACGGACAAGUACUGCAUUCAAAUGUGGUAUGAAACAAAACCCACAUUGAAGUUUAGGUUAUGAGCAAAAUUUAAAUGGGUAAUAAGCCAGCAGUCUGCCCAAAACAAGCCAUUUAUACCGGCCUUUGCCAUCGAUGCAGCACUGUACUUUUUUUUACUUGAAAACAACCAUUGCACCCACCGUCUGGAGCAUUUGCUUCCAGACAACAAAGUUCCAGGCUUUCAUGUUCAGCAGUGUGUUGUAUUCCUAGUUAUUGUAUCUGGGCAUAACAGUUCAUCACUGCAAGAUAAACGUAUCAGAUGUGAGAAAAUGGUGAAUUUGCUGAGUCAGUAAUUGAACGUGAUGCAAAAAGGCGCUGAAAGCCCAAGCAGGUGAGACGAUGCAAGGGCUGACAGCCAACUAAAAGGAUUACUUGAGGAAACAGCGUAUGUAUGAGCACAGAGUUAAGACGCCAAAGAAUAUCACAUAUUGCAGACAAGCACCAGACAACCAGGGCACUGAGAGCUAUUUAGUGAGGCCCAGAUAAUGGCGUUUUUCACUGGUCGAUCUGGAGCGGCCGCCGAAAUCCUGGAGCGAGUGCUCGCAAUUCACCAACCCUAAUCUGCCAGCGGAGAGCGAAAAUGCUCCGCGCUGGAUCGUACCGGAAGUCUGCGCACACAUGUCACAAAAAUCGACUUCCGCUCUGCAUGUUUCUAUGGCCACCAAGAUCGCCGUCCUCCAGCACGCGGAAGUGACAAAUCCUCUCGUUCUAUUUCCGCCUGAAUCCGCGUCUCGGCAGCGGAGCAAGUGAGAGCGAUCCGGUGCGGAGCGAGUUGAUCCGGAACGACCAGUGAAAAGCGCGAACCCGCUUCAGCUCGACCAGUGAAAUUCGGAUUCUGAGCUGUGGAGCAAAAAAUCCUGCUCCAGAUCAACCAGUGAAAAACGCCAUAAGACAUAUCUCCUUUUCUAGUGUAUCGUUGGAGAAGGCUCGGAAGCACAUGACUGCAUCCUUGCAAAUAAAGAAGGCUUCUACAAUAUUGAGAAAGAUAAUGAUUUCCUCAGAAUUUUUCAAGCUGGUUUACAGUACAUAACUGUUUAAUGCCACUCCUUGUUAGUCUUAUUUUCUGGUGUCUUAACUUUUUCAUGCGCUUAUGUCUGUAUGUCGCUUUUCAUAAUAAAUGCUUAGUUAGCAGUCGGUGGCUAAUGCUGUUGAACAUACUAGUUGUUUGCUGGGUUCGCGACUCAUGUUACACCAGCACAAAAUCAAAGAACUUACAAAGAGAUGAGACAGAAUCCACUAAUGCUCUGUUCCAACUGAAAUCUGCUUAACCCCCUUAGCUGCUGGCAAAAAAAAAUUUUAAAGUGCUUUCAGAAAAUGACAUUUUUUGGUAUUGCACAUCCUGAUAGCAUUUUUUUUUUUUUGAGAUUUCAAGUAUGUUUGACAUGGGGGUAGUAAAUUCACGACUAGUUAUAAAAUACACAAAUUUAGGCGCUGAUGGAAGGUUCCGUCCAUCUAAUUUCGAUCAUUGCCACGUGUAGCACAACUAUCGUCGUAGUAGACGACAUCAAAGUCACUGGAUGUGUCUAUAGUAUGGGAAACACUGCCAUCGCUGUCAAUGCUUUUAUGCAGCGGAAAAUCAUCUUUGGAGCUUGAUGACUCAAUCAAAUGAAAGCCGCACUUUGGCAACAGGUGCGAUUACACACUAAUGGCCAUCACCAUCUUUAAAACCUCUACUGGACAAACCUAGAAGAACGGGAGUAUGUAGGCCCCCUAGUGGCCAAAGAGGGAACUCGCGAGAACAUCAAAAUAGAUUGGACCAUUCGGUCCAUUAUUGGCACUUGGAAAGAGCAUCCAAACACGUGGACGAGACACAUCUCAGCAUUAAUUGCAAAACAAAAAUGUCACCAAGUAAGUCUAAUCCACUGCAAUCAAAGGUAUAACGCAGGGCUCGGAACUGUAAAAUGCUGCAUUAUUACUGCACAUGCGUGCCAUUUAAUACCCUCUAUCUCCAUUUCUUUGUGGUACCAAUAGAAGCGGGGCUAAUGCGAUUAUGGCCUUUCGAGAUGCUAAGCACCUUGAAGACCAUCCUUAAGGUUUCCAAAAAAGGACAGAGGUUCACAUAAAGAUGGAGGCUUGAAGUGAUCCAACACUGGUCGAACAAAGGAUGUCGCUGGAGUAUAAGUUUCAACAGGCCCCCUUGUUGGAAGAUUGACUUCACUGGCAUCACUCGUUUGACAAGCGUUGAUCACAAUCUGUGAGGUCCCGAUUUAAACUGAUGUAGUUCAUGUGUGUUAUCAAAACGCAGACACCUCGAUCAGCAAUCGGGGUGUGCAGACGUUCAAAACUUCCAAAUAAUAAAUCAAUUAGUGUUUCAUUCGAUUCUGUCUUUGAAUUGAAUGGUCACUUUACGUGAGUACGAAUAUUUUUCAAAUAGUUUUUUAAUAUUUCGAAAUGUCAGCUGUGCACAAUCAGACAUGAGGUUGGAGCAAGGAUAUGGUAAAUUGCAUCCCCGAAGGCAUAGUAUAGGCAUAAAGCACGACAAUGUGCUUAGUGGAGCAGGCUACAUCGCUCAGAGAGCCAUACUUUACUGGUUAUACAGCGAUCAUUCGCACAUACUGAAGAGCCCUGUGCAUGUGAAGAAACUGCUUAUCUGUUCCUAAUCCUCCAUUUUCUCUUUUAAUAAACAACUGCUUCGUAAUGUACAAGAGAAAUGUGGUAACAAUAUGAAUGCCGGGAUUUGCACAUCAUUUUAGAUCAGUUGUGAAAAUGACUGCUCAUUAUUCGAAAAGUAUUUGAUUCGCUUCUGGCGUUUUUCUAUUCGUAUUCCAUUCAGUGUCUAAAACUACUGUUCACUCACCCCUAGCACAAUCUGCUAGAUGUCGUGGACCUGCUUAUGCGUGCGUGUGGCAUUCUCUCAGCCUAUCCUUUAGACUGCAGACACCAGCGGCAUUUCUUGUGUUUGUGUGUUCUAUUUGUGCGCCAUUUGAUUUUGUGCUGGUAACAUUUAUCUACAAUCGCUUCAGAGCCCUUGUUUCUUUAGUGCAGUCUAGCUGUAGAUGGACCUAAGACUUUUUUUUUUUUUGGCGCACUGCAUAGCAGUGCUACCUUGGAGCAACUACUGUGCUGUGCUUGCAACAAAUGGCGCCACUUCCACUGCAGUUAUGGUGGCAUGCAUGCCUACAGUGAACUCACCAGUACACUAAUGCCACACUGCAUCUCCUCUGUGAGGCUUCAAGAGUGUGCUUCUGUAUUACAGUGUUUGUUGAGAGUUCAGAUUGUGAGUGAAAUGUACUGUUAUGCCAGAAUGAAACGAGGACAGGAAGAAACGAGUAAAACAUCUGGUAUGGGGUGACCCAAAAGUAGCAUAAAAAUUUAAUCAUUUGACAAGUAUAGCGAAUUAAGCGACUGUCAUAGAAAUGCUCUGAAAGACGGAUUUUCUCUAAAACCAAAAAAAUUUUAGUGCUGAAAUAGCUGUAGUGCUGCUGCCACAACUGAAGUGCCUCCUGGUGGUUUUAAAUGUAACUUUGAAGGCAAUAGAAAAAAAAAUUAUUUAAAAAGUUUUGAUUUAUUUUGUGAAAAACGCAUCAUUCUGUUUUAUAUAGUUCACAAUCUAAUGGAUGUUUACCUUAGUUACUUUUGGAUCACUCCAUAUAUGCUUAAUUACCAGAGGUUUGCAAUAUGGGAUGAGCGUAAUAGGGAGCUAAAUGCACUCUAGCCCCAAGAAUCGGCGUUUGGAUGCACUGCACCAGCAUCAUGCACUCGCUGACGAAUGUUCAUGUUUCACUCCGGUGUGAUAGUCCAGCCGGUAAGAUCCAUCUUACUUGGUCAAGCAAUAAUGGGUGCAUAUUGUAUCCGCUUGUUCCGCUGCAGAUGAGACGUGCCUCGGGUUGAGCUGAAUGCUUGUUUAAGGCUGAUGUGAAUUGGGUCAGACAGUGUGAUGUUGUCUGGAUGCAUGCUUUAUCAUCAGUGAUGUCUUAAAUAUACCAUGCUUUCUUUUUUAUUAUCAGUAUUUGCUAAAUGCUGGAUGCAGCAUUUCUUUGGAAUAUUGAUGUGAAAUCUAUAGUGCUUGUGGGCAUUAUGUGAUGAACACUGUUUCCGUCACUUGCAAAUCAAAUGCUUAGUCGGCGGCGUUCCCACGGUACGAGUGCAGAGAAGUGUUUCUCGCAAAUUGAUUGUUUUCUUUGCCACACUAAUUUGUGCGCUAGUGGAGCGGGUCAACGUGAUGACUCCUGGUGCCUUGCUUGCACUCUUCCUGUGGAAUACUGCAUGAAACAGCAUGAAUCACUCUAGUGGGCUUUGUAAGGAAAUAUUUCCCAGCUUCGAGUCUCACUUCUGCGUCGCUGUGGGCAGCUGGAUACGGGUGACAAAAUGGAGGAAAAGAGAAAAUAUGCGAUUGUUGGUGCUUUUUUAUAUAUAUAUAUAUAUAUAUACGAUGUGUUAAGGCCUGCGAAUGAGAUGGUUGUUGCCAUGCGUAUACAAGGUGUUCCAAUAUAAAUUGAAAAAGCAAAUAUUUAGUCAUUUGAACAUUGUAAACAGUAGCAAGGUGUGCUUUUCCCAGAAAGACUCGAUGAAAUGUGGAAUUUAAAAAAAAAAGUAUUGCAGCAGGAGCAGUUACAUUCGUCUCACACAGGUGGUGCUGUUACCGCUUAACUGAUGUGCUAUCUGUUGGUGACAAACGUAGCCGCUCUUGCUAUUGGAUCUGGUUAAAUAAAAAGUGCCACAUUCUUCUGUGCUUCGAGAAAAACUGCAUCGUGCUUUGGUCUAUACUUUUCAAAGGUGGCAGUUCAUGAUUAAUUCUGGCAGCCUUGGUGUGCUGCUUAGACUUCUUACAGUGCCACUGCUCGGUUGCGCUUUUUUUUUUUAAUAUAAACCUGGAUCAGUUCUGAAUGGAUCACGUUCUGCUGUAAUGCUGUGUUCUUUUUUUUUUUUUUUACAUUGCUGCGUUCAGCUGUCAGUUUUGUAUGGCAGGCACGCACUGGAAACUGUGUGAUUUGACAAAUUGCCCACUGAAAGGCUCGCUCUUUUUUUUUUUUUUUUUCUUCACAACCCUAAUAAAAAUGUUUCAUUGU
This is a messenger RNA of Dermacentor silvarum, 15402 nucleotides long. Its product is annotated as fructose-2,6-bisphosphatase TIGAR. The coding region runs from base 183 to 1253 and encodes 356 amino acids. Gene Ontology annotation, cellular component: cytosol. Gene Ontology annotation, molecular function: fructose-2,6-bisphosphate 2-phosphatase activity. The transcript is spliced from 6 exons. The record is from RefSeq and is a predicted model, not a curated record. Lineage: Eukaryota; Metazoa; Arthropoda; Arachnida; Ixodida; Ixodidae. Gene Ontology annotation, biological process: negative regulation of glycolytic process; fructose 2,6-bisphosphate metabolic process; negative regulation of programmed cell death.